AUGGUUUCGCAGCCUCCUUCAUCAGACCCAAGAAUCAACCAGCUACGCACGAAAAUCGAGUCGGAGCGCCGCAACCUCGAGGGUGCGAAGGCUGUGAUGCGUGCGGUCGAGGCGUCGAGUGGGAAUGAAAUGGUCAUCCAGCAGGCGCAAAACGAGGUCCGAACCGCUCAGGCGUCGAUCCGUUUCCUGGAGGAUGAGCUGGCGAGGCUGCAGUUGGCUGCGAACGCUGGCCCGAGCAGCAGCUCCUCCGCUAACAACGGCCAACCUUCCCACGGAUCUGCUUCGUCGCAGUUGGCACGUCCGCAGGUCCCCGGUUCCGGUCCUACGCAGCCUCUCAACUCCAACCGCGAGCUCCCUCCUACCCCGAGCGCCAACACAAACUCGAGCAAGCCUCACACGCAGCUCGACCUUCUGAGGUACGAUGCGCCGCUCACGGGAUACAAGAUCACGCACAUGCUCAACCAGCUCGAGGCCAAGCUUCAGCUCGAGAACCAGUACAAGACGGGUAUCGAGAAGAUGGCUAAUGCGUACCGGAUGGAAGGCGACCGACGACUUCGUACUGAGACGGAUUUGAAGCGCGCCGAAUCUGAGGGCAAGAUCCAGCUUUUGAAGAAAGCAAAGGGACGGUAUGAGCGACUUGCCGAGUUCGGAGCUGUCGAUGAGGUCGACGAGGACCUUGUUCCAGACUUCAAACGCAAGGAAGCGCUGCGCAAGCCGAUCUCGGGAAGGCUGCAGAUCACGCUCAAGUCAGCGCGUGACUUGAACCACCGCACCCUCUCUCGGCGGUCCUCGCGGGCUGUCGAGACGACUGUUGUCGUCAAAGUUGAGGGCACGAUGGCCUGGCGGUCCAUGAUGUCGCGUAACGACCGAUGGUUCGAAAAUAUCGAGAUUCCCGUCACCAAGGCCAACGAGGUCGAGAUUACCAUCUACGAUAACAUCGGCGGUGACGACACAACACCGAUCGGUAUGCUCUGGCUGCGCGUGUCUGACCUCAUGGAGGCCCUUCGUCGGCAGAAGGUGGCGCGCGAGGAGGCUUCGAACACGGACUGGGUCACGGCCGACAAGGCCGCCACGAUCGGUGGACGGCCAGGUGCGGCCCCCGAGUCGGCCACUCUGCACCAGAACAACCCCCGUCCGUUUGGUGGCGCGGGUCCUACCGACCCCGGAGGUGAUGGAAUCGACGGAUGGUGGGCUGUGGAGCCUGCCGGUGCUCUCAACAUGCGCCUGGACUUCAUCAAGGACAAUGCCGGUGCCGGUCGUCGCCCGUACGAAGCUCUCGGUCGUCAGGGUGCCGUCAAGAAGCGCAAGGGUGACGUGCAUGAGAUGAACGGACACAAGUUCGUUCAGCGCCAGUUCUACCAGCCCAUAAUGUGUGCUCUGUGUCGUGAACUGCUUCUCACCGGAGAAGGUUACCAGUGCGAGGACUGUCGGUAUGCCUGUCACAAGCGGUGCUACCCCAAGGUCGUCACCAAAUGUAUCUCCAAACCCGCUACCGACGGGGAGGGAGACGAGGAGAAGAUCAACCACCGUAUCCCGCACCGUUUCCAGCCCUACACCAACAUUACUGCCAACUGGUGUUCGCACUGUGGUUACAUGCUGCCGUUUGGCCGCAAGAAUGCCUACAAGUGUUCCGAGUGUGGUCUCACUUGUCACCAGUCGUGUGCCCACCUCAUUCCCGACUUCUGUGGUAUGACCAUGGAGAUGGCCAACACGCUGCUGAAGAAUCUGCGCGAGAUUGGCGACAGGAGCAAGGUCAAGCCUGCCCGCCCGGGCCACUCUCACUCCUCGUCCACCUCGUACUCGCCGGCGCCGGUCAUUGUUCAGCCUCCGAAGGCGGAGGCGCCCUACACACCUUCGGCUCCGGCCAAGCCCGAGCUCCCCGGCAAGCAGCUUCCUGCCCCGCCAACUCAGCAGCAGCAGCAGCUCCGUCCCCAGCCUCCGACAACGUCGUCCCGCCCUAGCAUGGAGGGCCGACCGAGCUAUGAGACCCGCCCCAGCUACGACCAGCGUCCCAGCUUCGACGGCCGCCCUGACAUUCCCAAUGUUACUACGGGACCGCACGGCACCCCGCAGAAGGCUGUGGGACAGGCUACCGCUCAGCUGCCGGCUAUCUACCAGCCCCCGGCGCCGGCUCCUCCCAAGCAGCCCAGUGGCUACCGCCCUCCUGCACCCGCCCCGCUCGGCGUGUCUCAACCUCCCCUUACCGCUCCCCAGGUCGCGUACAACAAGCCUGUUGCUCCCCCUGUCCAGCAGCAGCAGCAGCAGCAGCAGCACGUUGCCCCGCGUAAGAAGCGCAUCGGUCUCGACGACUUCAACUUCCUCGCAGUCCUGGGUAAGGGCAACUUCGGAAAGGUCAUGCUCGCCGAGGAGCGUCAGACUACAAACCUCUACGCCAUCAAGGUGCUCAAGAAGGAGUUCAUCAUUGAGAACGACGAAGUCGAGAGCACGCAGUCCGAGAAGCGCGUGUUCCUCGCUGCUGCGGAGGAGCGUCACCCCUUCCUGCUCGGCCUGCACUCGUGUUUCCAGACGGAGACACGUGUCUACUUCGUCAUGGAGUACGUUUCCGGCGGUGACCUGAUGCUCCACAUCCAGCGUCGCCAGUUCACCCUCCGUCAGGCCAAGUUCUACGCCUGUGAGGUCCUUCUCGCUCUCGAGUACUUCCACUCCAAGGGCAUCAUCUACCGUGACCUGAAGCUCGACAACAUCCUUCUCACCCUCGACGGCCACGUCAAGGUUGCGGACUACGGUCUGUGCAAGGAAGGCAUGCACUACGGCCAGACGACUAGCACGUUCUGUGGAACGCCGGAGUUCAUGGCUCCCGAGAUUCUCCAGGAGCAGCCUUACGGCCGCGCCGUCGACUGGUGGGCCUUUGGUGUGCUCACCUACGAGAUGCUUCUCGGUCAGUCUCCCUUCCGUGGAGAGGACGAGGACGAAAUCUUCGACGCCAUUAUCGAGGACGAGCCCCUCUACCCCAUCACCAUGCCCCGCGAGGCGGUCAGCCUGCUCCAGAAGCUGCUCACUCGUGACCCCCAGCGUCGUCUCGGUGCUGGACCUGAUGGCGCCUUGGAGAUCAAGCGUCACCAGUUCUUCGCCGACGUCAACUUUGACGACGUUUACAACAAGCGCAUCCCCCCGCCCUACUUCCCCACCAUCGGCAACGCCACCGACACCUCGAACUUCGACAAGGAGUUCACUCGCGAGCAGCCUACGCUCACCCCUGUUCAUACUCAACUGACGGCGCAAGAUCAGGCCGAGUUCGCCGGAUUCUCCUGGCGCACACGCUCAGAACGCCCUCAACCUCCUAGGCGAGGGGGAAGCACGAUGGCGGAGAACAUUCUCGGCCUACUUCUCGUGGCCAACUCGUCGAAGGAGCGGUACAUCUUUCGAUACCCACCAGACGCGACAUCACCGCUAGACCGUCUCUCGAACCCAAUCUACGCGAAGGAGACCAUCACGGCGAAGGAUCCUGUUCCGGACGGACGACCACAGUUCUUCGGACAUCAUCGGCGUAUCCGCAGUGGCUCGCGCACCUUCAAGGGGCCGACGGUAUGGUCGUCGAACGCGAGCGGAACGAGUCGGCGCGAGGAUGGGCGGCCGCGAACGAUCGGCGACGACAGCGACACGGGCUCGGCGCUGCUGAGCUUGGGCGGCUCAAUACACAGCUGGACCAACGAGAUAGGCUCGGACCGCUCCUCUUCCAGCAGCAGCACGGGGAGCGACUCUGACUCUGAUGGGUUAUUCGACGUCGGGCCGAUGCGGCGGAGCAUCAGAUCCCUCUCGAGCGGGACAGACAGCAGCGGCAAGCCCGGCAGCGCGACUCCGGGACCACACCCCGUGCACCCGAAACCGUUCACCGAGAUUGUGGAGAGCGACAAGACGUUUAGGAGACACUCGACAAUCGACUCGGACGUCACGGCCAAGGAGCGGCGGCAUCAGAAGCGGCUCACGCCCGCCGAGGUCGAGGCGCAGUACAACACGACGCUCGGAUACAGUCUCGACUUUCUCGCGGACCUGCUCUCUCCGCCGCGCUCGUCGUGCCACAAGAAGUUUGAGGUCACUGUCGACGAGAUCUGCUUCAUCGGGCAUCCGGUGUGCUGCGGGCCGGACGGCAAGUGGUCCUUCCCCUCUGACGACGACAGCGAGGAGGAAGGCGUGCCCCGUGCUCGAGGAAGGCGGAUGAACGACAGCAGCACGAAACCGACGCCGCAAGAGUCUCUGACGAACAUUGCCGAGGAGCCGCGGCGGGCGCGGAGUAGCGCAACCCUCACGGACCAGAUGGAGGUGCUCGCGACGCCUGGCAGCUCGGCGACAGCUUCGCCGUCAACCCCACCGUCGCGGCGCGACACGAUGGUCGUGCCGAAGAAGGACAACAAGGAGGAGGAGGACAUUCCGCAGCUGCAAAUGUUCCAUCUCGUGCUGAUUGUCGACAAGCCCGACCCACGUCCGGGACAGGACACGGAGCAGAUGCUCGAGCAGAUUUACCGCGAGAUUGCGUUCAAGUGGAGCGCGGCCGCGUUUGCGAUGCAAGUACGCGAGAACUGGGUCGCGCGGCAGGCGAGGGAUCUCUCGCGUAUCCGCACACCGGUCGACGACUGCCUCAGGGAGUGCAUCGAAAAGACGGAAAUGGCCAAGUCGCUGCACGAGGUGUACGGCGCAAUCCACCACAUGCGCACCAAGCCGAUCAACACGCUCUUCCAGUCUUUGCCCGUCACUGCCACGGUGAAUGUGGGGAGUAUCCCGAUCUCGAUCGUCUUCCCGCCUAGGAAGAAGGAUGACGACGACGCCGAGUCGAGCGAGUCCUCCGACAGCGACGACGAGUGGCAUGGUCUUGUCGUCGGACCGAGUGGCGAGCUCGUUCGCAAACUCCCAGAACAAGAGGUGCAUCCCUGGCAGACGCUGCUUAUUCUCGAGGAUGACGAGGCGCAGACACACCGCAAGGAGCAGCCUGUGCGCCGUGACUCCCGCUCCGAACGAGAGCAGGACGAACUCGUUCGCUCCCUCAUCCGCGCCUGCGACAUUUCCAAGCCCGCAUCUACUGCGGUACGACCUCGAGGGCAUCGUCUUCCCGCUCGUGAAAGAGCUAGUGCAGAACCGCCGCGCGAUCCUCGUCGACGUCGUGAAUGUGCGCUUGCGCACAAUCCUGGCCCCGACAAGCGUCAGCGAGCACGUCCGCAGUCUGAACCAGCACAGUAUCCGGUUCCAAUUCGCGUUCCCGACACUCCCGCCCCUCCUCCAAUUUAUAAGCAUGAUCUCCGUCGAGCCCGUGCCCUUCCGCGACCUCUUGCCGGCCGAGGCGCAAGCCGACGUGGUCAAGCGCGACCCGUACCUCCGCGCCAUAACCUGGCUGCUGAAGAACGACCUCGUGCGCCAGCUGCACGUGUACGCGCGCGUGAUAGCGAGCAGCGCAGUGAAGGAGGCGGCGUGGCGCAAACUGUGGCAGCGGCGGAGAGCCAGAUGGCUCCGCGCCCAGCGGGCGAGGAAGGCGAGCCACGGCUCGACUUCACGCUGGCGUCGGACAUGACGAGCCCGAAGGGCGACUUGGGGCUGGGCACGCCGCGCGCAGAGCCCGGCAACCCCCUCGGGACGGGGUAUGCGAACCGCGUGCCCCGCUCCCCGCUCGUGCUGAGGGGCAAGGGGCUGGCGCAGACCGCUGUCGUGGUGGAAGAGGACGAGGCGGACGACCUCGCGGCAGAGUACUCCUCCGAGCUGGAGAUGGACUCUGAUCUCGACGGCGACCACGGGCACGGGCACGGACACGAGGACGAUGAGCUGGGCGACGAGGAUUUCGAAAACCUGCAACAACCCAAAAAGUCUUCUAUUCCCAAGUUUGGCAGCAGCUUCAUCCUCAAACCGGCAAAGGCGCAGAAGGACGAACAGCGCUGGCUGCGCGUCAUUCGCGAGACUGUGCCUGAUCCCAUUGCCCAGAGCCGCUUCGACCUGUGCGUGCAGUACUUUGACGGCGUGACUAGCUUUGAGGAGAUCAUGUACCGCACCUCGCUCAGUCGGAGGGAGGUUGACCGCAUCGCGCUCAUAUUCAAGGACCACGUGAGUUGUCUAGACGCUUUUGGAGAGAACUGA
Trichosporon asahii var. asahii CBS 2479 is the source of this 6078-nucleotide messenger RNA. Its product is annotated as protein kinase C. The record is from RefSeq and is a predicted model, not a curated record. The transcript has 6 exons. Gene Ontology annotation, biological process: negative regulation of TOR signaling; protein phosphorylation; signal transduction. Gene Ontology annotation, molecular function: ATP binding; diacylglycerol-dependent serine/threonine kinase activity. The coding region runs from base 1 to 6078 and encodes 2025 amino acids. NCBI's taxonomy places the organism in Eukaryota, Fungi, Basidiomycota, Tremellomycetes, Trichosporonales, Trichosporonaceae.